This is a messenger RNA of Arvicanthis niloticus (Nile rat), 1505 nucleotides long. It is a transcript of the gene Rab38, whose product is annotated as RAB38, member RAS oncogene family. Gene Ontology annotation, cellular component: phagocytic vesicle; trans-Golgi network; late endosome. NCBI's taxonomy places the organism in Eukaryota, Metazoa, Chordata, Mammalia, Rodentia, Muridae. Gene Ontology annotation, biological process: endosome to lysosome transport; phagosome-lysosome fusion. The record is from RefSeq and is a predicted model, not a curated record. Gene Ontology annotation, molecular function: GTPase activity; GTP binding.
AGCUCCCUAGCCUGUGCCAGCACGCCGAGCCUUAGCGCCCACAUAGAGCUCUGGUCUCCAUCCUGUGUCCGGCCCCGGCAGUGCUUCCUAGUGCAAGCUCCAGGCUCCGCAAGACCCGCGGGCCUCCAGGAUGCAGACACCGCACAAGGAGCACCUGUACAAGCUGCUGGUGAUCGGUGACCUAGGUGUGGGCAAGACCAGCAUCAUCAAGCGCUAUGUGCACCAAAACUUCUCCUCGCACUACCGGGCCACCAUUGGUGUGGACUUCGCGCUGAAGGUGCUCCACUGGGACCCCGAGACGGUGGUGCGCCUGCAGCUCUGGGACAUUGCAGGUCAAGAAAGAUUUGGAAACAUGACAAGAGUCUAUUACCGAGAAGCUAUGGGGGCUUUUAUUGUUUUUGAUGUUACCAGACCAGCCACGUUUGAAGCUGUGGCAAAGUGGAAAAAUGAUUUGGACUCAAAGUUAACUCUCCCUAAUGGUAAGCCAGUGUCAGUGGUUUUGUUGGCCAACAAAUGUGACCAAGGGAAGGAUGUGCUUGUGAACAAUGGACUCAAGAUGGACCAGUUCUGCAAGGAGCAUGGCUUCGUAGGAUGGUUUGAAACAUCAGCCAAGGAAAACAUAAACAUUGAUGAAGCCUCAAGAUGCCUGGUCAAGCACAUACUUGCAAAUGAGUGUGACCUCAUAGAAUCUAUAGAACCGGACAUUGUGAAGCCCCAUCUCACAUCAACCAAGGUUGUCAGCUGUUCUGGCUGUGCCAAAUCCUAGAAGGCUCCUCUCCUGGAAAAUGACAGAAAAAAAAAAAAACAAAAACAAAAACUGUGGUCCUCAUGAAUUGUGCCUCAGUUUUUCCUUAUUACCAUUUUGGGUAAGCAUCAGGAUAGGGAAGCACAUGUGACAAGCCAAAGAUAUAUGACUGUAUGCUUCCCGUCAAAGAGGAACAGCAAAUGUUCUUUAUGUGUUUUCCCGCACCGUCAGCACAGUGUUUACAAGCUUUUAAAAUAUUAGUCUGUUGCAAUAUGCUGUUUUAUCACUGAGCAAAGUCACUCAGGGACACAGGCAGCCCUGAUAUUCAUUCCUUUAAAUCAACAAAGGCUCUGGUCUUCUUGAGAAGGGCAAUAACAGAGCAAGACAGAGGUCAAGCUAAGUGUGGGGAUUUGUCUUGCCCUGAUGUGUCUUUGUUCAGGUAUCAAUUUGUUCUCGGGUGGUCUGAUAGGUCGAUUAAAUAGAAACGCUAUUUUCUCCAUUCAUGGCAGACCUAAGGGUUGUCUGUGAUGUUUCUCUUCAGAGUCGUGUGCACAGGCAGCCUGGGCUUUUGUUGUCACUUGCUGUGCCCUGAAUGCUGGUUUAACUGAAAACUGUAUGGAAAGAUGUGCUCCCUGUAUGUGCCUUUCUUUCAGCUUCCUCUGACUCAAGCUGCGGGACUGCUCUGUCCAUGUAAGAUAUAUUAUAUAUAUAUAUUUUUCACAAGUGAAAAAUAAAACAUUAAAAAUGCUGUUUCCCUAUU